Messenger RNA from Ostertagia ostertagi, 768 nucleotides. Lineage: Eukaryota; Metazoa; Nematoda; Chromadorea; Rhabditida; Trichostrongylidae. The record is from the annotation of a GenBank genome assembly.
AUGCCUCUAUUGAAAUUAUUCGAUUUGCAGAUGGCUGAGAUAGUGGUAAGAACUGUGAGUGGGUUGAAGAAGGCUAGAGUAGCAGCUGUGGCUAUGAGCUGUCCAUCAGAAAUCAUCUUGCACAUGGAUACCUACACUUCUGAUCAAUUAAGGAAUCAAUUGCUGGCGUAUCAUCCAGCUGGAGGGGAGAUCGCUACAGCUCAAGCAUACGGUCUCGCAAGAGAUCUUCUCAAUGCCGAGACCACUAAAGAUAAGAGUGUGGUCGUGUUCUCAAAUGGCCAAACUUCAACUUGUAACCAACCUUUGUUUGGAAAUAAGGAUGAAUACGACAUUGCCAAGAAGUUGCGCGACGGAGGCAUAAAAUUCGGUUACGUCGGGAUCGAAACACCUGCGAAUGUAACAAGUUUAGACGAGAUUACGCAAGAUCCCAAAAAAGUAGCGCUAAUGAACAACAUCACAAAGCUCAAUCCUGAGGACAUCGAUCAAACAGUGGACUGGUUGCUUGAUCUACUCAAAACUGCACCAGAGGGUACAACCGAGGGAGUCACAGCAACGUCACCGGCAUUGGAAAAGGUCACCACAAACCCCGUCAAGCCGCCAAUUUCAGUCCCACAAAGCCCAGAGGGCACAUCUGGAGCUGGGAAGUCAAUCGUCUUCCUACUAGACGCCUCAUCAGCUGCUUUAGGACAGGGAUGGAGGAAUACACAUACUGUGGCGCUGCUAGCAUGGAAAAAGCUGAGGUUCAUUAACGGUGAUGGGCCAGCAUAA